Messenger RNA from Glycine soja, 420 nucleotides. RefSeq lists its product as uncharacterized. The transcript has a single exon. The record is from RefSeq and is a predicted model, not a curated record. The coding region runs from base 1 to 420 and encodes 139 amino acids. NCBI's taxonomy places the organism in Eukaryota, Viridiplantae, Streptophyta, Magnoliopsida, Fabales, Fabaceae.
AUGGUAUGCCUACAAAAGGAUAAAGGUGGGCUGGGAAUCAAAGACAUAAGAACUUUCAAUGCAGCUUUGUUGGGGAAGUGGAGGUGGGAACUCUUCCACAAACAGAACGAAUCAUGGGCCAAAGUGAUUGACUCAAAAUAUGGUGGAUGGAGGUCAUUGGAGGAUGGAAGAACAGGUACUCAUGACUCAAUAUGGUGGAAGGACCUAGUCUCAAUUCACAACCACCAGCAAAAUAGUGCCUUUAAAAAGGAAACAUCUUGGAAGGUGGGCGGUGGUCAGAAAUUUAGGUUUUGGGAAGAUCCAUGGACAGCUGAUGAAAUGCCACUAAUGGACAAAUAUCCUAGGAUGUAUCAUAUCUCAUGCCAACAAAAGCAAUUGAUCAUGCAGAUGGGGAGUAGUACGGAUAAUGGGUGGGAAUAG